AUGACGACAUUUUCAUCAGCUUAUUACAUAGUUGCUCAUCCUAAUAGAUUCAUUGAAGACGGCCAAGUUGCAAGCACAUCUAAUUCUCAAAAACUUUUCGAUUCACAGUAUCGGGAUCUCACCAGUAUUAGGCACAUUAGAAAAACUCGAAAGGCAUUUUCAGUGGCCGGUGAGGAUACAUACGCUGAACCAUUCGACAUUGCCUUACCAAAUAACGUAGAGCUUAGCGAUGAUUAUCGGCAACGAUACAGAGCGAAAACCCGGAUGCGCAUGCAGCCACCAGAACGAGUUGAUUCUGCGAUCAGAAAUAGGCGAAGGAUGCGCUAUCGUCAACGUAUACAGCGAUACUUGCGAAAAUUAAGGCGAGAACUUCAAACGGAGGGAGCUUACAAAAAUUCCAGAACUGAAGUGGUUAAUGAAGAACUGUGUGCAACGGAAAGACGUAUUGUACAAAUGAUUGAUCCUAAAUAUGAUUAUUAUCCAGCUUUUUAUGAAGAAGUUUAUUGUAAAUCGUCACCUUAUGGAGAUCUCAUUAACAAUGUUAAACCCAUUAUUCAGAAAUAUUUUGACGGAAUACUUCGUUGCGCACAGGUAACAAAAAAACUUUAUUUUACUCGAAUUAAGAAAGGCGAAAGUAAAGGCGAUGUGCAUAUUAUUGAUAAUGUUGCUGUUGGAUGUCAAGCGAUGUGGCCGGCAGAUCAGUGGGGUCAUCAAGAGCUUUGA
This is a messenger RNA of Enterobius vermicularis (human pinworm), 723 nucleotides long. The record is from the annotation of a GenBank genome assembly. Lineage: Eukaryota; Metazoa; Nematoda; Chromadorea; Rhabditida; Oxyuridae.